UCGAUAGUUAAGUAGUGAUAUCGAUCGAGAAUUAGUCAAUCUAAUAUUUAGUUACAAAUUUGGAUUCGCAUUUUUUGGUUUGCUCGAUUUUGCUUCGUUCAAAGUAUAUUAAUGUCUACAGUUGCUGCCAUGGAUGCUGGGAAAAAGAAGAGUAAUCUCUCGUUGGCAAUCGAUUGUAACGUUAAUAAGCCAGAUCCCAUUGCCAAGAUCGAUUGCUGCGUAGACAUUGAAGGCAAGAUGAGCUCCCUGGAGGAUAGAAAGAAGAUGAUGAAAGCUGUUGAGGUCGACAUCAAGAAAAUGGCCGAUGAAGCCAAACAGCUGCGUUGGAAAGACGCCAAGAUGAUGCUGGAAAAUCUUUGGAAAUACAACAUGCUGGAAGUGGAUGAGAGCGCCGGCGCCGUCAUCACGUCAACUCAACAUCACCAUUAAAAGACAACUUCUACUUUUUUCCUACUGUCGGAUCGAGAGGAGGAGGAAUGGAUUACAGGCAGCAGGAAGUCAUCAGCCGGGCGAAAUCGUUGCGCCAGCGCUUCGCCGACAGCCGGAGUGGCACUUCCUCUUCCAUCUCGACGUCGCCGCUGAUUACAACUAGAUGGCAGUCGCAUCAUCACCACCAAUUUUUACAGGAAGGAUCGCCCACCGCCGGAAGCGAUGCCCUGGCUUCGGCUUCGUUAAAACCGCAAUUCUCUGAUGUGCCUACGCCGGCCGGAAGCAAGAGUCCUUCGCCAUCCAGGACUUCAAUCAAGUCCAACGAGAAGCGUCCGUCUUCCGUUUCUUGGAUGGUCACGAACCCGCGAGGCCACUGUAGCAGGCCGGGCACGCCGACGGCCGGAUAUCCAUUAGACUCUUGCGCCAUCUCGUCUGCAGUUGCGGCGGCGGCUUCUUUGGUGGCCGCCACAGCUUCUUCCGGCGCCCAACAGGUCCGCCAAAUGUCAGACGAUUUCGCCGCCGACCUCGUCGUCGAGCCUUCCUACCUCUACAGCGGCAGUAAAGUGAAUCUGAACCGACGAGGAGUGCUGACCAGCUUCAAGUCGAAAUCGUUGGACUUGCUGGGCACUUCCAGGAUCCUUCCGCCUCAUCAACUUCAUCACCAUCACGACAGACACCGGACGGAUGAGAACUCGCCCGGGAGGGACGCUGCGGCCGAGCGCCGCCGUCGGCUCUUCCGCCGCAAAAAAGCCAAUUCGGCCUCGUGCUCCUACGACGAAUCGCCUUCCGGCUCUCAGCAAUCACGCAGCAGCUCGGUGGAGAGCAACCAGUCGGCCCAACACGCCAUCCAGCGCGGGCUGGAAGCGGCCCUGAAGACGUCGACCCUCUUCGCUUGGAGCUCGGUCGAAGCCUCAUCGGCGAAUCAACAUCUACUCCAGCAGACCAAUCAGCCGUCUUUCGUCGAACCAGACGGCCCGGCAACGACAACAAUGGAUCGGCGGCUAAGUCCGUCGGCCAAGUCUUCGUCGCCGAUAUUAAGCCGGCCAGAAAAUAGUGGCCCCAGUGGUUGUCCGCGCAGUGCCAGCACCAGUCCAAACUCCAAUCGACGGAUUAAUGUGACGACGACGACGACUCCCUCUACGCUUCCGCCCGCCUCCAUUUCCGGACUGACUUUGAGCCCGCUCCUGGGCAGCACUCUGAUGGGAGGUCCCCGGGUGACGGCCAGACGCUCGUGGUCGCCGCAACACCAGUCCAGUUUGGAAGUGCCGACGCCUCGUCAGACCCAAUCGGCCAGAAAUUCAUUGGCCGCGACCGGCUGCUCCGUCCGCCAACAAAACAGCAUCGAGAGUCCGGCUGCGUCGUCGUCGUCGUCCAUUUCACGGCUGUCGCGUCUGUGUCGUCGCUCACCUGUCCGGACGUUGCAGCCUGCGGGCGGAUCUGGCUUGGCGGGUGCUGGAUGUCCGUCUAGUAGCGGGCGGAGUAGCAUCAGUCAAGACUGGAUCUCUUUCCCUACACGCCAGAUGUCAGAGUAUCCGUCGGAUUUCGGAUCGUUCGUCGGCGAGUCGUUCCUCGUCGUCGACGGGAUCGAGAAUUCCCGCCACCUCCAACAGCAUCACCACUACCACCACCACCACCAACAGCAUCACUCGGCGCAAGGAUCGCUCCUCUUGCAGCAUCACUUGCGUUCCGAGAGCAUCUCACCCGAACCCGCCUCUUUGAGGCUGGUCGAGCCAUCCAGUAGCGGACUCGCCUACCUGGAGAGAGUAUUGGAAGAUCAGCUGAAAUCCGGGCCGGAGAUGACGAGGAUCGAGCACUUGAGCGACCUGCACUAUCCAGACGCCGAUCCGCCCUGUCACUUUUGCAGCAAUCAGUCCAGCCUGUCUAUCCACGACAGCAAUCGGCUCAAAAUAGUCUCCGGAGGGAGAGUUCGAGGACGUGACGGGAGCCGAGAAUCGAUCAACCCACCUUACAUCAAUUUGCCAUCACCCAACGUCCAAGAUGAUGAACACGAAUUGUUUCCUGGACAGUCCCUUUCUGGCAACUGCCAUCACCAGCCGCCGGACGGCAGUGGUAGCAUGGCCGGGAGUAUCGGGAGUGGCUGCCGGCGCUCGAUGACAACCACGGCUGCAGAUGAUGAGGAAACGGAGCCGCCCGCCUCGGUCCUCACCCGUCGCCGGGCCCUCGUCCCACCCAAAAUCCCUCCUUACAACAUGGACAGCAGCGAGGACACGGAGCAGAGCGCUGACAAAGAAACAUCCACCAGUUGCACGGAGAACGACGGCAAUUGCAGCGGCAGCGUGGGCGGUGGCUCGUGCGGUUCCGGAAGUUCUGGCAAUUCACGAACGCAGCAGCGACGCAGCUCCUUCGUCGUCAUUCCGCCCAUGCAGAUCUGCCCGGGAGAUUUGCUCGUCUACAGCAAAGUGCUCACUCAGCGCAACAGCGUCCUCGAUUGGGAAGGAUCGACGCAGAGCCUAGCAGGAGAUACCGAUGCUGCUUCCAACGCCGCCCGCAAACAGAAAAACAGCUGGUCCUUGCUCAAAUUGUUUGACAGGUCAGGCCGGACUAAAUCGGAGAGUUUGUCGGGCCUGGAGGAAGUAUUGACCUGCAUGCAGCCGUCCAACUUUUUCGACGAUCAGCUGUCACGCUACCGAGGCCUCUGCUGGAUGGAUUUCCUAGCCAGCGUCCAGCAGCAGAGAUCAUUCAGCAAAGCCACCAAAUCGACGCUGACUUCGACGACAGAGGAGGCGGCCACGUCGCCCGUCACCGGAAGGGCUCCCAUCAUUCAAUUUCCGAGCGCCACGCCAACGAUCCAGCCCACACGUAAUGUCUUGGUACGCCAGGCCACUCAUCAGGACUACUCGUCCAGAAUCAAGGAGUGGACCCAAGAGAAAAAGGCCCGCUUCGGAUUGGUGCGGACGAUGAGCGAGCGCUGCCUCGACCGCAAAUCAGUGAUUCAAGAGGUCCUUCCGGUCGAGGAGAUUUCGCAGGCGGCGGAAGAAAGCGACGUCGACAUCCCCGCAGCCGCCAAUAUCGGCGAAAUUACUUUCCCCCCUUUCGAGCAGCCGCAGCCGCAGCAGCCAACGCCUUGUCCGCCCACUUCCGGCCCGAAAUGCGAACUGAGAGGCAGAGAGGCACUUUGGGAUCUCUUCCAGAGCGAGUGCGCCUUCCUCUACGACCACAUUAUGGUCCUCAAAAACGUAUACAUGGACCCGCUCAAAAAGAUCCAGGUGGAAGGAUACGCCAUGUUCGCCGAGCCGGAAUUGCUUUUUGGCAAUUUGGACGAGCUGUGUUGUGUGACGUAUAGCUUCUGCAAAGAGUUUAUCAGUUUAUUGUUGCAUCACGCCCAGGCAGGUGGAGGUGACACGAAAACGACGCACAUUCUCACCAAACUCUUCCAAAAGAGUUCUAAAGCUCACGUUCUGUCGCAAGCCUAUCAUCGAUACGCCCUGAAUUAUAUCAACGCCUUGAAUUACCUGGAAACUCUUCGGAGACACAUGGAAUUUUGCGAGUUUGAAAAAUGGUGCAAUAGAGAUCCACGGUGCAAGAAAUUACAGCUGACAGAUCUGUUGGUGGCGCCCGUCCAGCACAUCAUGAAAGUGCCGUUGCUGCUGCGGGAAAUCGAAUCGCGGACGGAAGACGUAAUAGAAAAGGAGGCCGUUCUCAAGAUCCUGGACAAGGAGGAAGCUAGUCUGAGGGAGUUGGACGACAAGAUGAAAUGGCUCAAGAAUUUCGAGCGCUUGCUGGAGAUCCAGCGCAGUCUGGUCUGGCCCAGCGUCUUGGACAUUGAACCCAAAGUCGUCGUUCCCGAAUUUCUCAAGGCACCGCUGGCCAAACAGCCGUGCGAAAGGCUGAUCGUCUCCCCUAGACGCCAAAUCGUGCUGGAAGGCCCGCUCAGUUUACUGGACACGGGACGGCCCAUCGAUAUGCACGUCAUCCUCUUCGAUGACAUGCUGCUCAUCACUCGCAAGAAGAAAGGCCUCGGCAAAAAGAAAUCUUCGCUGAGCGAGAACUGGACAGCUCCGUGCAGCAGUCGCAGCUGUCUGCCCACAGACCCGGCCGGUUGUUGGCGCUACAUUGUUUAUAAGCAGCCGCUGUCGCUGGACCGUUUCUUCCUGCACGAGAUCAACGUUCACGAAGCGGCGGCGGCCAAAUUAGAUAACGGCUUUGUCAUCAUCAGUCUCAAUCGCUUCCAGCAGAUUAUCGGCGUCCACACGUUCCAGGCCAGCUCCGAUCAAGUCAAGCAAACGUGGCUGUUGAAGAUCCGGGAAACUCAGGACCACUGGAAGCGGACAUUGCAGACGACCGUUUUCCGAGCUCAAGGAAGGACGUUGUCCCAGUCACCGUCAACAAUUCCAACGCACGCAGCAGUGUCGCCCAAUGCAGCGGCGCCGGCCAAAAGUUGAAAAAAGACAUUCACACACACCUUCUUCUAGCUAAUUCUUCUUGUCGUUCUUCUCCAAUUAUCUGAAACACCCCCCCGGCUUCUUCCGUCAUCACUCAAAUCAAUGGAUUCAUCACCGUUAUACUCUACAUAUAUACAUAUAUAUAUUAUAUAUACUACUACACUUGAAUGUGAUUCUAUUGGAGAAUAAGGGGGAUCUUGCGGGAACUUGCUUAGUUGUCUAAUUGAUAAAUGUUUGUUUGUGUCUGUCUUUCGUUCCGUCAAUCUCUCUACUGUUUCUUUCAGAAAACAAACACACAAAAAAAAAUAACCAAUUGGUUUAUUCUCUUGUCUCCUCUUUCACCUGAUCGUUCCAUUGAAAAAUAAUAAGAAGAAAAAAUCAAUAUUCAAAUCCAUCGGAAACGUCUCCCCCCCAGAUUCUCAUGAUUUGCGUUGACCGUUUAAAUUCUGGUUCUCGUUUGAUUUAUUAUUUGCCCAUUUCUUCUUUCUUUGUUUCUCUGUUUAUAAAUAUAAAUAUAUUAUAAAGAUAUUCUGUUCGACUAUUAUACCAGUUUAUCUUGCACAAAAUAUAUAUAUCGUGCCAUACAUAAUUCGUCGACAAUA
Messenger RNA from Daphnia pulex (common water flea), 5434 nucleotides. RefSeq lists its product as uncharacterized. The transcript has 22 exons. The coding region runs from base 477 to 4832 and encodes 1451 amino acids. Gene Ontology annotation, biological process: Rho protein signal transduction. The record is from RefSeq and is a predicted model, not a curated record. Gene Ontology annotation, molecular function: guanyl-nucleotide exchange factor activity. Lineage: Eukaryota; Metazoa; Arthropoda; Branchiopoda; Diplostraca; Daphniidae.